CACCUCUCUCAAUUCUCUAAAGCUCUGCCGCUGACCCGCUGUGACCUGUGAGUUCUAGUUCGAGCCUUCGACCGCCGAUUGUCGACAGAGACCUCGGCGACGACGACUUCUCUCCUCGGCGACGGCGACUUCUCAGUUCUCUCAUCGGCGACUAACCUUCAUUGUUCAAUCUUCAACAGUUGCGCAGGAGCUUAAUGACCAAGGACUUUGAUAGAGAUGUAUCAAAUCUCAAAUGCCUUUUCAUUGCUAAAUUUGGAUGUUGAAGAUAGCCAGGAUGAAACCCGAACUGAUAUUACUAAUGGGGCCACCGGUAGAGUAAACAGAAAAGGUAAAGGGAAAGACAAAUAUGGCAGCCCAGGAGAGAUGGAAGUACUUGAACAUGAAAAAGGGGAUCAGAAGUCAGUUUCAGCAGAGUACAAAUUGCCUCUUGUAUGGAUUGACCUGGAGAUGACCGGUUUGAAUAUUGAAGUUGAUAGGAUAUUGGAGAUUGCUUGUGUAGUUACAGAUGGAAAUUUGACGAAUUCAAUUGAGGGUCCGGAUUUGGUUAUAAAUCAACCUAAGGAGUGUCUAGACAAAAUGGGUGAAUGGUGUCAAGAGCAUCAUGCAGCUAGUGGUUUGACUGAGAGGGUGCUUAAGAGUACGGUCACUGAAGAAGAAGCUGAGAAACAGGUUAUUGAAUUUGUCAAGAGAAACAUUGGCACAUAUACACCAUUACUAGCAGGAAAUUCAGUCUACGUGGAUUUUCAAUUUUUGAAGAAAUACAUGCCGAAUCUGGCUAGUCUUUUUUCACAUGUACUAGUUGAUGUCAGCAGUGUCAAGGCAUUGUGUGUUCGUUGGUUUCCAAGAGAUAGCAAAAAGGCUCCUAAAAAGGAAUGCAAGCAUAGAGCUAUGGAUGACAUUAAGGAGAGCAUAGCAGAACUCAAAUACUUCAAGGAACACAUAUUCAAGGCCUCCAAGUCUAAUAAGUGAGUUCGUUAGGGGUGUUACUUCUGGUCCCACAGUUUGGUAUUGCCUGCAGUGGAAAGUGGUGAAGGUCUCUUGUUGUAUGUGAAGUAUGAAACAUUGUGCUUAACAAUAAAGGUUUUUCUUACUUACUAUUUCAGCAAGCAAUUCUGUUUACCGAAAAACGGAUAACAACUGAAUUUAUACACGGUUCUUAGGAUA
Nicotiana tabacum (common tobacco) is the source of this 1164-nucleotide messenger RNA. Its product is annotated as oligoribonuclease. The record is from RefSeq and is a predicted model, not a curated record. Gene Ontology annotation, cellular component: mitochondrion. NCBI's taxonomy places the organism in Eukaryota, Viridiplantae, Streptophyta, Magnoliopsida, Solanales, Solanaceae. Gene Ontology annotation, molecular function: 3'-5'-RNA exonuclease activity; nucleic acid binding.